CUGUUGGAUCGCGGUCUGUAGGUGCUUCAUUAUCAUGGGUGGGGAAUUUAACGUCUACGCAAAAACCCCAUGGGUGUUGUUGUCUCUCUUUAGAGCGGUAAACAAGGACCAACAAAGGAGGGGAAUACAUUUCAAUUAAAAUGUAUUUCUUAUUUAUAAAGACUGGCGUUCACUCUUCCCACAAAUUCCCAGAAGUUUAUCUUUGAAGAGCAGAAGUUUUUUAAGGAAGUGUGGAGGAAUGCUCCGGAAAGACAGAUCCCGGUCAUACGAAGAGUUAAAUGAUGACGAUGAUGAAGCACAGAAACAGUCUGCAGGAUUCUUUGACGAUGCCAUCGAAGAGCUGGACCGAGAGGAGCCAAACGACGGCUCAGCGGAGGAGGACGUCAGGGAGAGCAGUCCCUCGAUGAGGUUCAGUAAGAGCUGCCUGAAGAACUUCUUCAUGGUGCUGCUCAUCUUCAUCUACCUGCUGCUCACCGGGGUCGCCUUCUUCCUCGCCUACCAGACCAUCUCCGACUUCCUGGAGAAACUCAACCACCCCGUCAUGUCCGUCACCUACAACGAGGUGGACUCCUUCCCGCCCCCGGGUAUCGCUCUGUAUCCGGGCAGAGCUGAGCUGCUGAGCUGCAGACAUCACUACCACGACUACAUCCCUCCGUUAGUCGACCCCGGGACGCACCAGGAGGGGGACUGCAUGAUCCAAGACGUGACGUACGACGGACCGUUCAGCAACCAAACCCAGAGAAAAGCUGUGGUGGUGCGCGGCCCGUCUGACGUCAGAAAAAAAGAGCUGAUCUUCAUGCAGUUCAGCCUCAAUGAGACGGAGGAGGACUUCAGCGCCAUCACCUACAUGCUCUUCUCCAAGUUCAGCGACCUGACUGAGAGUGAGAAUAAGUCUGACUUCAUGAGGGAGUGUGAGAGGAACUACUCCAUGUGGACGUUCUCCGGAGGGUUCAGGACCUGGGUCAAGAUGUCUCUGGUGAGGACGUCCGGAAAAAGCAAUGAGGCGGUGGCGUUUCGGCAAGAGUCUGCUGUGGUGAAAUUCAACGACAGAAGGCCGGACUCGGAGAAGAACAACCAGCUCUUCUUCGCCGUCUUUGAGUGGCGCGAUGCUUUCAUGCAAGACAUCCGACUGCUUGUGACGGCUAAUCCCUGGAACUCCGUGGCCAUCCUCUGCGGCGUCUUCAUGGCUCUCUUCAAAGCCGCUAACUUUGCCAAACUCACCAUCCAGUGGAUCAUCAAGAUGAGGAAGAGGCAUCUGAGGAAGAAAGCUCGGGAGCUGAGCCAAAUCCAGUGAGAGGCUUCUCCAGAAACACACUGAUGGCACAAUUUGACAAAGUCCUGAUAAUACAAGUGAGUUUUAUUGAGAAUCGAUUGGGUUUUUUAGAUUAAAUUACUGAUCUCAAGGUGGCAAAAUUAUUUGUUUCGGUAGCAGCAAAUUAACAAUGCAUCGCACAUUAAUUAUAAUAUUAACAUAUAAACAGUAGAUAUGCUUUAUCUACAGAGAAUCCAUCAAAAACACAACAUAAAAUAUAGAGAAAGGGUUAUUAGACCGACCUAAUAAUACCAUGUGCACAUAUCCUGGUAAAUACCAUAUGCAUGUGGUUGCAGUGUAAUGAUUACAGAAGAUGAACCUUUAUUUAUCAGAUGUAUUAUUAUAAAACUACUGAAUCCUACCGCCAGAUUUAUCAUUUCCCCACAAAAAAUGUACAAGAAUUCAGUGAAUUUGAAGUCGUUGUGGCAUUUCAAAAUAAGAGGUUUUAAAUAAAUGUUUUUACGCACAUAAAUGACAUUGUUUCUAAAUGUUUGAUAAGCUUUAUAAAGGAUGCUUUAAGGUGUGUCUGUUUCAGGUCUAAAAAACUGAGAAAAUGUGAAUGUCCAAAAGUUUAUGGAUUUUAUCAUUUUAUUCUGAAGGGAAUAAUGUUUUUUAGGCCCUACUUUUAUCAAGAAAGUUUCCCGUCAUGUCACAGAGAUUUGUAAUAAUUGUGAGGACUCCAAAGGGAUCAUUAUGAACUGCUUUUAUUUGUCUGUUCCUUCUGAAAUGUGUCUAAACGUUUGCUGAUUGUUUUUCAAAUUUACUUGAAUUACUGUUUAAUUGUCUUCCUGUUUAAGUUUGUAUCUGUGUUGCAAGAAAUCCUGGAAAUAAAAAUAUAUUUUGAUGCCUGAA
This is a messenger RNA of Eleginops maclovinus (Patagonian blennie), 2164 nucleotides long. It is a transcript of the gene pacc1, whose product is annotated as proton activated chloride channel 1. The transcript is spliced from 8 exons. Lineage: Eukaryota; Metazoa; Chordata; Actinopteri; Perciformes; Eleginopidae. The coding region runs from base 239 to 1294 and encodes 351 amino acids. The record is from RefSeq and is a predicted model, not a curated record.